CUCUUGCGGUGCAUGACGGUCAGUGUACCGGGUGUAUCUGCUGCCGUGUACGCUGCUGUCUUCCUCCCGGUUCCUCCGCUGUUUUUCUGUGAUGGUGAAGAGGAGAAACAACGGCGGCUGCGCUUCACACGACAGCUAGCCUCGUGGGAGGCUCCUCCCGAUGUCAUGGCGUCCAGCCACAGCUCCUCCCCAGUGCCUCGUCCCGGCGGUCGAGGUCGAGCUGGGAUUUAUCACAAGGAGCGAGACGCCUCCCCGAAUCGCUGCCGGCCGGUUCGCUCGCUGCCCGACGUUUGUCCCAAAGAGCCGACGGGUGAGGGUCGAGCUCUGUGUGACGGACCCUCGGUGGUAGCGGAGCACGACCGAUGGACCGUGUUCAGCUCUAAGGUGAAUCUUCCCGCCGCGCUCAACGACCCCAGACUCGCCAAACGGGAGUCGGACUUCUUCACCAAAACAUGGGGGCUGGACUUCGCCGAGACGGAGGUGAUGCCCUCCUUCUACCUCCCCAACAUCACCAGGGAACACUUCGGGCCGUACCUGCAGGAGACGGCUCAGAGAGAAAGAAUUCAUGAGCGCUGUAAGACGAUCUGUCCCAACAAAGACGACGUGGACGCCGUCUCCAGUAUCACCUCCAACCACGAUAAAUCCAGAGCUGAGCUGGAACAAGUCCCGAAGAUCUUCAUGAAGCCUGAGUUUGCUCUGGAGGACCCGGCUACGUUCAACGCUGUGCUUCCCUGGUCUCACUUUAACAGCGCCGGAGGGAAGAGCAGCAGAGACGUCGCUUCAUCCAAACUGCUGCAGGAGAAGCAGGAAGACUCACAGAGCUUUACUUUGAAUUACAUUGGGAAUAAAAUGAAACAUCUUGGCUCUCAGCUGUGUGAGUUGGAGAAGCUGAUUGAUAAGAUGAUGGUCGAGGACUUCAGCAUGUACGCUCGCAGCGAUCUCAACCGCAGCCUGAAGGAAGAGCCGCAGGUCCUGGAGAAGGUUCACAACGCUGUCUCACUGAAGGAGCGUCUGGCCUCGCUGGUGUUCGGCCUGCUGCGUCAGAGGAAGCUGGACUUUCUGGAUAUUUACAGCGAUGAGAUGAUCAUGGCCGCCAAGCUGAUCGUCUCUCAGUGUGUGGCAGAAAAUGUUUUGCACAUAGAAGACAUCGACACUGAAGUCGUCACUAAGCUAGCGGAUCAGAUGCGUCUGAUGACGUUCCCUCAGUGGUUCGAGCUGCUGACGAGCGUCUUUGAGAGUUUCCUUCUGUUCCUGCAGAGAAUCAAAGCGACUCUGAACGUGAUCAAGAACGUGGUUCUGGAGAUUCAGGACUCGAACCAGAAGCUGCGUCUGCUGGAGGAGUCCGGUUCAGAGCCUGCAGGUCAGGAGUCCUGUCAGAGUCCGCAGCUGCUGCAGGGGGAAGCGGAGCUGGCCUACCUCACCCACGAGGGUCUGUUCAUCAGCGACGCUCUGAGCGAAGCCCACCAGCAGCAGCAGCAGCAGCAGCAGCAGGAUCCGAGCUCUGUGACGGGAUCCAGGACCCAGCAGAGCCGAGCAGAACCAGAGUCUAACAGCAGGGAGCAAAACUUCAUGUCCGCUGAGAACAUGAUGCCUUCUGAUCAGGAGCUGAACCGGGUGCUGAACAACAUCCAGGAGCUGCUGUUCACCGCCUCCGACGUUAGCCACGACCGCUGCGUCAAAGUGCUCACGGCCAGAGCCAAGGACGGCUCUCUGGAGCGUCUGAGCUCGGCGGAGUUCGUGUGUCUCUCUCAGGCGGUGGACGGUUUCAUCAGGGACACGGAGGAGCUGUGCGGCCGGCGCAGCGUCUCCCUGAGGGGGGCGCUGCAGAGCCAAGCCAACCGCUUCGUACAUCGCUUCCACGAAGAACGCAAAACCAAACUCAGUCUUCUCCUGGAUAACGAGCGCUGGAAACAGGCCGAGGUUCCUGCUGAGUUUCAGGAUCUGGUGAACUCCAUCGCUGACGGCAGGAUAACACUACCAGAGCGCAAAACUACAGGUCCAGACGACAGGAAGCCGGCCGAGUUUCUGCUUGUUAACGGGCAGAAAUACGCCGUCGUUGGGACGGUUCUGCUGCUGAUCCGGAUCUUCCUGGAAUACUGUCAGUGUGUGAGCGACAUCCCAGCCAUCGCCACCGACAUGCUCACGCGUCUGUCGGACCUCCUCAAGCACUUCAACUCUCGGAGCUGCCAGCUGGUUCUGGGAGCCGGAGCUCUGCAGGUCGUCGGCCUGAAGACUAUCACCACCAAAAACCUCGCGUUAGCAUCGCGCUGCCUGCAGCUGGUGGUUCUCUACAUUCCUGUCAUCAGAGCUCAUUUUGAGACCAAACUGCAGCCAAAACAGUUCAGCGUCCUCAGACACUUCGACCACAUCACCAAGGACUACAACGAUCACAUAUCAGAGAUCUCAGCUAAACUGGUCGCCAUCAUGGACAGUCUGUUCGAGAAGGUUUUAUCAAAGUACGAGGUGAAAGCUCCGAUGCCGUCGGCCUGCUUCAGAAACGUCUGUAAGCAGAUGGCGAAGAUGCACGAAGCCAUCAACGAACUUUUACCUGAAGAGCAGACUCAGAUGUUGUUUCUGAGGAUCAACGCCAGCUUUAAAAUGCACCUGAAGCGGCAGCUGGCUCGACUCGGCGUGGUCAACGACGGAGGACCGCAGCACGGGUUGGUGGUCGUCGACGUUGCUUUCUACACGGAGAACGUUCAGGUGCUGAAGAGCCUCGAGCGGCUCGACCUCAACAUGGCCGAAAUCUGGGAGCAGAAGAGGUGAUGGAGGACUGCGUGGAACCGAACCGAAACCGAACUGAACUCGGAGCCGGCGUUGGCUGCAGAGGCCCGAUGGAGGGACCAAAAAAAAAUAUAUUAAAAAACUACGAGGAGGAGGAGGAGACGAAGAAGAAGAAGCAGUAGCAGCAGCACGGCGAGGAGCUUCCUGAACAGCUCCACCUUAAAAACAAACUAUCAAGUAACACACAGAGCCUCCUUAAAAAAAAAAAAAAAAACUGCUGCCACCUCAUCUCACUGUGUGCAAUUCAAACAGGAACACUAAAGUAAAUUAUUAGACAGUUUUAGAGGGAGCGCAGGCUGUAGAUAAUGUUUAAGAGAAUGGCGGGGUAAUUUAUUUUUCUGUCGUCGUGGAAACAUUCGACUCUGAUGGGCGAAGGGACGAAGAUUUUUAUCAACGCGCACGGCAGCCGGAAGUUUUUUCUGUCUCUUGAUUUCUUUGGAUUCAGGGUUUAAUCAGGAAAACAAAAAAGAAGAAGGAGAUUUAUCUUUUUUUUCCCUUUUUUCCUGCUCUGAAAGAAUCUACCGGG
Messenger RNA from Scomber japonicus (chub mackerel), 3310 nucleotides. It is a transcript of the gene vps54, whose product is annotated as VPS54 subunit of GARP complex. Gene Ontology annotation, biological process: Golgi to vacuole transport; retrograde transport, endosome to Golgi. The record is from RefSeq and is a predicted model, not a curated record. Gene Ontology annotation, molecular function: syntaxin binding. Gene Ontology annotation, cellular component: GARP complex. Lineage: Eukaryota; Metazoa; Chordata; Actinopteri; Scombriformes; Scombridae.